AUGUCGGCGCCGGACGACGCGCCCGGCGGCGGCUCGAGCUCCGCGGCCGAGCGGCCGGCGGCGAUGAGGAAGACGUCGUGGAGCAAGGACGAGGACGCCGUGCUGCGUGACCAGGUGCGGCUGCACGGCGCGCGUAACUGGGAGGGCAUCAGUGCCGCGCUCCCCGGCCGCAACGCCAAGUCGUGCCGCCUCCGCUGGUGCCAGCACCUGGCCCCCGGCGUCGCCGCCGGCAGGCCCUUCACCGCCGAGGAGGACGCGCUUGUCGUCGCGUGCCACCGCGUGUUCCCCAACAAGUGGUCCACCAUCGCGAGGUUCCUCCCGGGCCGCACCGACAACGACAUCAAGAACCGCUGCAACACCGUCCUCCGGCAGCAGCUGUACCAGCAGCCGCCGCCGCCGCCACUCCGCCGCCGCCACGACGGGACGCUCCCGCUGUUCCCUCUGGUGCCCGGGGAUGUCAGGACCAGUGCCAGGGACGGCAGCCCGGUGCUCCGGCGCCAGCCGCCCGACGAGGCUGUGGGGGAAGAUCAGAGCGGCGCGUGCCUCGACCUCUUCCCACUGGUUCCUGGGGAUCUUAUUAACAAGGCCAGGAACGAUGCAUGCGAGGCGGCGGCAAUGGAUGUAGAUGUCGGCGCCGGGGACCUGCUCGAGAUGAGGCUCUGGCCGGCGUUCACGGCCAUGGCGGUCUUCAGGGCGAUGGUGCAGGCUGUUCGGGCGCCGUAA
Setaria italica (foxtail millet) is the source of this 723-nucleotide messenger RNA. Its product is annotated as transcription factor MYB25-like. The transcript has a single exon. Gene Ontology annotation, molecular function: DNA-binding transcription factor activity, RNA polymerase II-specific; RNA polymerase II cis-regulatory region sequence-specific DNA binding. Bases 1 to 723 code for a protein of 240 amino acids. The record is from RefSeq and is a predicted model, not a curated record. Gene Ontology annotation, cellular component: nucleus. Gene Ontology annotation, biological process: regulation of DNA-templated transcription. Lineage: Eukaryota; Viridiplantae; Streptophyta; Magnoliopsida; Poales; Poaceae.